Messenger RNA from Dermacentor andersoni, 750 nucleotides. Lineage: Eukaryota; Metazoa; Arthropoda; Arachnida; Ixodida; Ixodidae. The record is from RefSeq and is a predicted model, not a curated record.
AUGGAUUUAGUGAAGCCACCGCAGCCGCUGGUGCUGUCCGGUAGCACCGUGAAGAACUGGAGCCUCUUCAAGCAGCGGUUCGAGCUGUUCCUGCAGGCCACGGAGCAGCCGAAAGAAACACGGACGCCGGAGAGGACCAACGAAAACAAGGAAGAUUAUGAAACAGUUACAAAGAAGUUUGAGGAGUACUGCAAGCAGCAGCAGAACGAAGUGUACGAACGCACUCGCCAACAGGUCAAGGAAUUUUCCGAGCUGUUUCAGGGCAUCGGCUGUCUAGCACGCCAGUACCACAUAGUUCUGCGGGACUAUGCAGCACCGGUAGUCCAGCUGGUGCGACGGGUGCCCUUGGUGUUGCUCGAGCCCCUGCGAGAAGAGCUAGAUCGAAUGGAACGCGCUGGAAUCGUGGCCAAAGUCAGCGAACCGACGGACUGGGUGAGCCCGUUUGUUGCAGCACUCAAAAAGGAUGGGAAACUGCGCAUAUGCAUUGACCCGAGGCGAAUUAACGAGUGCCUAAAGCGAGAGCAUUAUCAAAUGCCGCGACGAGAAGACAUUGAGGCUGAGCUUGCCGAGUACCAGGAAGCCAGCGUGCAUGUGGCGAAAGACGUACCCAGCCUUCUGACCGAGUUCAAGUCCCUCUUCCAGCCAGGUGCGGGUGCAUUUGCCGGCACGACGGCUGGCAUCUAUGUACCUGAGGAAGCCCGGAAGCCCGGCCACGUUUUUUCAAGUCUCGCCCACUGCCAUUCAGCCUGA